Molecule: messenger RNA, 2529 nt
Organism: Hansenula ciferrii
Lineage: Eukaryota; Fungi; Ascomycota; Saccharomycetes; Phaffomycetales; Wickerhamomycetaceae
Gene: SEC8
Product: exocyst subunit SEC8
Exons: 1
Coding region: 1-2529 (842 amino acids)
Biological process (GO): Golgi to plasma membrane transport; exocytosis
Cellular component (GO): exocyst
Source: RefSeq, a predicted model, not a curated record
AUGAUAUUAACCGGGUUAUUAGCCACCUUAUCAGAGGUAGAAUUUAGUUGGAGACAAACAAUUGGUGAUGAUGCAAACCCCUUGGACAUCGCUUUACCGUUAUUAGAUAAUACUUCGGUUGGUUUGGCUCAUAGACGUGGUGAAUUUUUAGAUUUGAAAGAUCGUAUAUCAAAUGGUCUUCGUCAAACUGUUAACGAACAUUUUCAAGCUUUUAAUGAUAGUGUUGGUUCAUAUAGAUCUGUGGUACAAAGUAUAGCUAAUUCUCAACAUACCUUGAAUAAGAUUAAAGAUACAGUGAACUCAACAUCUAAAGAUAUAUCAGAAACAGGUGAAAGUAUGGGUUCAUUGAAUGAAAAUGUGAAAAAUUAUAAUGAAAUGAUUGCCAUAUUGAAUAACAUUGAAUAUAUUAAAAAAGCUCCAAAUGACCUUGAUGAUGCAUUUAGUGAUAAAAACUAUUCAAAAGCUCAAUUGAUUUUACAAAAUGUUCAACAAAAGGCUCAAACUUUUAAAUUAUGGAGUUUACCUGCAUUAUCAAAUUUAGAAAAUUAUUUCCAAAUUCAAUCUCAACAAUUAUUUGAAAUAUUAAUCGAAGAAAUUCAUAAUAUAAUUUAUUCCAAAAAAUUAUUUAACACUUUUAAUAGUGGGAAAGAUGAAUAUAGAAAUCCAGAAUCUUCAGAUUACACCAGUAUAGAGAAAUAUAUUAUGAGCUCAAUUGAUACUGAUAUUUUGGAAACAUCAGCAGCAAGUCAUUAUAACGUUGAUAAAUUUAUAAGAUCUUUAAUGACAUCUAAUACCAGAUCAACUGAAACGGAUCUGAAAUCGGGUGUUGAGUCUACAUUAGAAGAUGAUGAUAAUACUUCAAGUUUAAUUACAUUUGAUGAUUCAAAUCCUUUCAAUCAAUUAUAUCACUUAUUAACAAUUGUUUAUAAAUUAGAUAAAUUACCAACUGCAAUUGAUAUUAUCAUUCAAAGAAAUGCAAAUGAAAUUAAUCAAUUGAUUAAUAGACAAACUGAAGAUACUAAACUAAGACAUUCUAAAAUUAUAAAAUACCUAAAUACAAACACUAAAGCAGAUGAAUUAUCAAAAGGUAUUGGUAUUGAUCAAUCUUUGAAUAAUGAUAAUUUCAAAACAGUUGUCAUUAAAGAUUUAUUUUGGAAUUUUUUCAGAAAAUUGUUAUUCUUAUUACAAAGUGUUCGUGUUAUAUUGAAAAUCAUUGAAGAAUUAGAAAAUAGUGGAUUACAAGUGAACUCAUCAAGAUCUAAACUAUCAACAAGUAAUGAUACAUUAACUCUACAUAGACUUUGGAGUUCUUUGAAGUCAGAAAUUAAAAAUCUUGUGUUAUCAUACAUCUCUAAUAAUGAUUUAUCACUAAGUUCUAAAUUAACAGCAACUUCAUCAUUGAAUGGUAAUACAAUAAAUGGUACCUCUACAACUUCACAAAAAGAUAACACAUUGUUUCAAUUUUAUAAAGUUGAUUACGAUAAAGAUCAUACAAAUCAAUUCAAAUUAGUAUUACAAGAUUUAUUCCCAGGUUUUAUAAAUUCAAAUGACAUGGCCAAAAUUGAUUCACCAUAUAUUGAAGAUUCAAAGUUUUUGAAACAAACAAGAUUAAUACCUGCAAAUAUUUUCCAUAUGAGAAUUAUCUUAGAACCGUUUUUAACUUUUAUUCAAGGUUCAAAAUUAUUAUUAAGUCAAAUUGGUAAUAAUCAACUACAACAACAAGAUAAUGAUGAAACUAUACAAUUUUUCAAUCAAUUUAUGAAUGUUGAAUUUUUACCAUUAUUGGAGGAAUCUUUUAUACAAUUUUAUAUUGAAGAAGUUGAAGAGAUUGAUCCGUAUGAAGUUUUAGAUACAAUUGAUGAAAAAUCAACAUUACUAUCAACACAAAAUUUAAAUAAAUACCAAAAUGGUGAAAUAUUUAAAUUCUUCAUUGAGUUUAAAAAAUUCUUUAAUGAUGUUUGCUUUAUUUUAAAUACUUCAUUACAAUUCAGAAAAGAAUUUUCAAGUAUUAUUUUCAAUUUAUUGAACAAAUUCCAAGAUAAAGUUGAAGAAUUUAGUAAUGAGUUAUUAAAUGAGUUGAACAACUAUUUUGAACCAAAUAGAGAAAUUAUAAGAUCAUUACAAGAUCCAAGUGCAAAAAUCAGUCAACAAGCACUUUCACAUAUCAAUAAGAGUGAAUUAAGAAGAUUAAAGAUUUAUGAAAAUUUCCAAAUCCUAGAUAAAUCUAUUGAAUUUAUUUCAGAUUGGCUUGAAAAUUAUUUGGUUAAGAAAAUUGAUUUGAAUAAAACAGAUUUAAAUUUAUCAACUAUUGAAAAAUUAAGAAAAAAUUGGUCAUUUUUUGAAACAUCAAAUAAUUUUAAAACUCAUAUAAAUCAUAAUGAUGAAUUAGAUUUAAAAAACUCAACGGUAAGAAUCAUAUUGAAUGAUGAAUUGAUUGAAAAUUUCCAAGAAAUUGUUCAUCAGUACAAGAUUAUAGAUAAAAAAGUCAAAAAUGUUUUGAAUAGAUACAAUGAACUUUUGAAAGUUUGA